Zonotrichia albicollis (white-throated sparrow) is the source of this 1293-nucleotide messenger RNA. The record is from RefSeq and is a predicted model, not a curated record. NCBI's taxonomy places the organism in Eukaryota, Metazoa, Chordata, Aves, Passeriformes, Passerellidae.
CCCGGGAGCUGCUCCGCACCUGCCGCCUGGUGUGCUCGCAGUGGCGCUACGUGGUGGACCUGAACACGCUGUGGAAGCGCAAGUGCCAGCGCGAUGGGUUUUAUCGUCAGAGCUAUGACAGGAGCAUCUCGGACUGGAAGAUCUUCUAUAUGCUCUGCCACAUGAAGAAAAACUUACUCAAAAACCCUCGUGCUGAAGAGAACUUCAAGCACUGGACAAUUGAUGCCAAUGAAGGAGAUAAGUGGAAAAUUGAGGAUCUGCCUGGAGCUCAUGGAAGUCAUAUGUCAGACCCCAGAGUACAAAAAUACUUUGUCACUUCAUAUGGGCCAUGCUUCAAGUCUCAAAUCAUUACCCUGGAUAAAGAAGGCUACUGGAAUCAGCUGAUGGAUGAGAUACGGCCUGAAAUUACAGUCAAGGACUGGUACGCUGCCAGGUUUGACUGCGGGUGCCGCUACGAGCUCACCGUGAGGCUGCUCUCCAACGACUGGAUCUGCCUGCAGGAAUUCCAUCCUGAGCCAGUGGUCAUUGAGCAGUGGAGCGAUGCCCAGUGGAGAGAGAUUUCUCACACCUUCCAGAAUUACCCAGCAGGAGUUCGUCACAUCUGGUUCCAGCACGGAGGCCAGGACACCCAGUACUGGGCAGGCUGGUAUGGGGUGCGUGUGACAAACAGCAGCAUCACCAUUGGGCCCCCCAGCUCACUGUGAGCCACUCUGGAAGGGUUUGCUUUUACCUCAGGACUGGAACCAAGUGGCCUCAGGUGCACUGUCUGCCUGUUCUGUCUGGGUGUGUCCUAGCUUUGUCUUGCAGCUCAUAUUCACAGUAGAAUUCAGCAGGCCCAGCCUUUUGGGAGGGUGUUCUGUCUUCAUCUUCCAUUCUCUUCUACCAUGGAUGCUACUCCAGUUACUGGUGUCCUUCCAGAGAAAAACUGGGACAAUUAAAUAUGGGAUCUAUCUUUUCUAGUUAAUACAUUAUUAUGCUAACACACAGAGACUUAAAGACACUUUCAUGUUUAUGGAAUAUAGGAAAGAUAAGGCUAAAAUGCUUAAUUUCAGAUUAUAAAUGGUAUCUACAAGGACUCUGCCACAGCUUGUCAUGUAUGGUAUUUUCUUUCCUGUUUCAGUGUUAAGAUUUAUGAUCUGCAUCAGACCUUUCAUAGCAUCAGGAAACUGUCACCCCUUGUCCCUAAGUGCUGUGUCACUGGUAGUGAAUUCCUUACCCUUUCUCUAAGUGUGUAUGAUCAAAAUGAUGCAAAACAGUCCCUUGGUGUUUGAAUAAACAGGUAGAGAAAGAGGA